UCAUCUUUACCUGUUCUGUUAACACACAGAAAGUGGGUAGAAGGCCAGGGGCAGGGGUAGACGGGAGUGAGAACUCUGGCCUUAUGAUAGUCAUCCUCGGUCAUCUUGAAGUCACUAUCACUAUCAGGUUUUCAGUUCUUUCAUGACAGACUCCUUCAUGAAUAUGAUGAUGAAUACUUGUUUCAUCAUCUCUGCCUUACAGUAUUUGAACCAAAUUUCAUGGACAUCAGAUAGAAACCAAUGCAGAAGCAUACACUGCUUCUCCGCAUCAAAAUCAUUGAAGAUAUACAGCAACUGUUCCUUGACCAAUCCAUGACUCAUCAUUAUAUAACAUUAUAUAACAAUUCAUGGCAGGAAUUCAGCAACACAUUGAGUGCAUUCGAUCUAAUCCACUAAUCCACAAUACCCAUAUUGCACCAAGCAGGUGGUGUCUGUAGUGCAAUAGCAGAUGUCAAGGAGGAAGGCCUUGGAGUGCAAUCAAUCAGCUUAUCUGAUCUAUUAUAAACAUCCAGCUGAGAGGCAUUCCUCCUAUUUUGCUCAUCUUUCGCUAACGGGGUCUGGCUGUCAUGGCCUUCAAAAUUCCAAAAUUCUGUGUUUCGAAGCGGAGGAAAGCAGACUAUUGUGGACUUCCCCAGUUCGAGUGGGAUGGUUUGUCUAAUCAGGAAGAAAUCGGACGUGGGGCAUUUGGGGCGGUUGUGAGAGCCCGAUACGGAAAUGAAAUAGUUGUCGUGAAACGACUGUUAGAUGAAGACGCUGAGGAAGAGAGGAAUCUUGUUAAGAAAGCAACACUUCUUCAUUCUAUCAACCACAAAUACAUCAGUCGAUUCCGAGCCAUCUCUUCUCGUCCGCUCGCUUUAAUGAUGGACUAUGAAUGUUUUGAUUUUAGUCCUCUUGGCCUACCAAAUAAGGUUCACAAUCUCUUGCAAUGGGUGAAAUUGGUUGACUCAUUUGAAAAUUGCGAUGAAAUAUUGGAUCUCUUUCCUCUAGUGUUCCGACAGAUGUGUGAAGGUUUGGCAUUUCUUCACCAAAAAGGCACUGUGCACCGGGACAUCAAGCCGCAGAACAUCUUGGUGUCAAAUCAACAUUACUGCUUACUAGAUCCAACCACGACAGAAUUUGCUCAAGUUUAUACUUCAGAGCCAAUCACUUGCAAGUUGACCGACUUUGGACUUGGUCGUUCCAACAUUGUUCAGACUCGGACACUUUUGAGGGCCACAACCCAAAAUGUGUUCCGAGGGUCUGUACCGUACAUGGCACCGGAAAUUCUUCUGGAGGAGGAUAGACUCGCUACUGCGUCCCUAGAUGACUUAAAAAGAAUUGACAUUUGGGCUUUGGGGAUGACCUUUUAUAACUUAAUUAAUCCCGAUAUCAAAGUGCCGUUCGCCAGGGAUAUGCGUGAGGUCAAGGAACAAGGCAUCGUCACUCCUGCAACAUUCCAAAAGUUUAUUUGCGACAGGAUUAGAAAUGGAAUGAGACCUCAGCCGUCGCCAAAAUAUGCCGCAAUGCAAAAGACCAAAUGGAGUGCCAUAAGAAAGGCACAACUGCUGUGCACCGUGCUAAACCCUCUCCGUCGACCAAGUGCUCUUGAUCUAAUUGAAAGUGUGCCAUCAGCAGAAAGUCCUCCUCCAGCACCAUCUGAACCAUCUGUGAAAGAAUCGCGACAAAAGCCGACAAGUGUGCCAUCUGCAGAAAGUCCUCCUCCAGCACCAUUUGAACCAUCUGUGAAAGAAUCACGACAAAAGCCGACAAGUGUGCCAUCAGCAGAAAGUCCUCCUCCAGCACCAUUUGAACCAUCUGUGAAAGAAUCACGACAAAAGCCGACAAGUGUGCCAUCAGCAGAAAGUCCUCCUCCAGCACCAUCUGAACCAUCUGUGAAAGAAUCGCGACAAAAGCCGACAAGUGUGCCAUCAGCAGAAAGUCCUCCUCCAGCACCAUCUGAACCAUCUGUGAAAGAAUCGCGACAAAAGCCGACAAGUGUGCCAUCUGCAGAAAGUCCUCCUCCAGCACCAUUUGAACCAUCUGUGAAAGAAUCGCGACAAAAGCCGACAAGAAAUGUCUUUGAUCUAUUUGGAUAUCAAGCCAGCAGAGAAUGUUGGCCUACAGGGAACAAGCUUCAAGUGAAAACGAAUUACGACUUCAUACCCGGGGAUUUCCAUCAGGCCUCAGAGGAUGUAUUCAGUCAUGAUGCCGCUGGUUCCCAGUGCGCCACCAUCAGCGUGAUGGCCGUAAUAGCUUCAUACAUAAAGUCUCCGAAUGAUUGGACUACAAAUGACGUCAAUAAUAUUCUACUACAGGGUGAUCAAGCUCACACAAAAACCCUAGAGAAAUUGGGUUGGCCGUUCUUACGCAGAAAUUCUAAGUUGGAUUUAGAUGAACUUCCAGACACAUUAUAUUGUGGAAUGGAUGGAACUUCAGCUGAAGCAAGCAUCGGGCAUCGUGAUGAUGCCAUAUAUGGAUACGACAUCCGAACCUUAUUGCAAUCGGCAAUAUUACAAAGACCUGACGGUAGUUUCGUAAUAAGAUGCGGUGAUAAAUGUUGUGCAUUCCUGCACUGCCCGGAUGGAAAAUAUUGUCAUUUUGAUAGUCAUGCCUGCAAUUCAGAGGGCGUUCAAGAUCCACUAGGUGCAGCAUGUUUGUUACGUUUCAAGAAUGCUGAGGAAGCAAUCUCUCACAUAGAAGUCAUUGUUGCGGGCUGUGGGGCAGAUGGACAGUUUGAUAUCACACCCGUUUACGUGACCCUGCUUAAUGACACGCAUGAAACAGAUGUAAACGAGUGUCAUGGAGAUGUUUCUGUGUCCCUGAUGGAAGAAACACGUGUAACUGACUCAAAGAUUGAUGAUUCCUGCAGAAGAGACAGCAGUGGUGAUAACUUCCCAGGAUUUGCGCUACCCUCGCCCUUGGUAUACAAUGAAGAUGAAGAUUUACCCAUCUAUGAAUCAGGAAGGAAUACCAGAUACCCAGUCAGUGAGGCUGUAACAAUCUUGUUGUAUGGUAAAAAGUCAUGUUGUUCGAAGGUACCACUGAUGGUAAGGCACAAUUUAGCCUUUCUCAUUGAUGUUUCAAAACUUAGUGAUGUAAAUGAUGUAAAGUCUGACAUGAAUGGCACAUUGCCGCAUGUGCUUCGCAUUGCCAUAUGGACGAUACAGGUUACCGGGUCUGAAAAUUAACCUGUCAUCGAGGUCUUGCAUAAGAAGAGGAUGCCCAUGGGGAAUGACGCUCAGUGCCAUCUAUUCAUUAAUUCAAAGAGAAACGAUCAUGGCCUGUCCCGAUCAAUUUUCUACA
Molecule: messenger RNA, 3282 nt
Organism: Lineus longissimus
Lineage: Eukaryota; Metazoa; Nemertea; Pilidiophora; Heteronemertea; Lineidae
Exons: 11
Coding region: 567-3167 (866 amino acids)
Biological process (GO): protein phosphorylation
Molecular function (GO): ATP binding; protein serine/threonine kinase activity
Source: RefSeq, a predicted model, not a curated record